Topomyia yanbarensis is the source of this 1381-nucleotide messenger RNA. It is a transcript of the gene Nprl2, whose product is annotated as GATOR complex protein NPRL2. Gene Ontology annotation, biological process: cellular response to amino acid starvation; negative regulation of TORC1 signaling; positive regulation of autophagy. The record is from RefSeq and is a predicted model, not a curated record. Gene Ontology annotation, molecular function: GTPase activator activity. The transcript is spliced from 2 exons. Lineage: Eukaryota; Metazoa; Arthropoda; Insecta; Diptera; Culicidae. Bases 127 to 1326 code for a protein of 399 amino acids. Gene Ontology annotation, cellular component: vacuolar membrane; GATOR1 complex.
AUCAGCGAUCAGCGUAAACAUUCAACAGCUGUUUUCAAUUCCAUCGCUCGUGAAGGAAUUCAAAUUGAUAAGCAAAUAAUAUUUUUAAAUUCAUAAUCACUGACUGAGCCACAUCGAAUAAAAAAAAUGUCCGUCGUCGUCGUCGUCAACCCGACGAACCAGUUCUACGAAGGCUGCGGCCGCGAAGGACCCAUCCGGUGCAUUUUACUAAGUGAAUUUCACGCCGUAGCCGGAUCGAAAAUUUGCUGCCAGGUACCGGACAACUACAUCUCCAAGGACGUGUUCGAUUCGAUCCGGUUUUUCAUCAUUCCGAAACCGCAGCUGCAGCGCUGUACGCUGACUGUCAACGCCCUCGGCCACAAAGUAAUCGGCUAUCCGGUUCGGAUCGAUCACCAGCGUUACCCCCGGAAUGCAUUUUACUUCAAUCUGUGUUUUGUUUGUGACAGUUGGGCCCGUUCCGUGCAGUACGAACCGGUGGUGAAAAAGCUAUCCGAGUAUCUGCUAAUGAUGGAAGAGGAAACGGCGUUCCUAUCGAAUGCGGAGCACAAUUUUCGUAUCCAGCAGCUGUUGAGUUGUAUUCUGAGGGAUUUGAACGAGAAGCAGGUGGCAACGAUUGUGGAAGGCGAAACGACAAUCUAUUUGAAAAUUGCGAAAUUAAAACCGGAUCCGCCGCCGGUACAGGACCAUCAGGUCCCGCUGAUCUGUAAAGGAUUUGAGAAUAUUUCGCUGGAAGCGUGGGAUCUGACGACCCAGCAGGUAGUUCCGUUUAUCAACGGAGUUAAUCAUGUGGCUCGAAUAGCCGCGGAAGCGGACGUAGAGAAUCAGCUGGUUAAAUCUUGCAUUCAGAAUCUGGUUUACUAUGGGGUGGUUCAGUUGCUGCCGCUGUUGAAGUAUAGUAACGUGUACAUGUGUACGAGGAAUUUGCAGAAUCUGAGCAAGGAUCGGCAGUUUGCGGAGGACUGUCGGCGGUACGUUCGGUUUGAGACGGAAAAGGAAUCGUUGCAGCGGUUACCGUCACUGCAUAAGAUUUUGCAGCUGUACUCGCAGAUGACGCACGGGGUUACGUUGAGGGCGCUGUGUCAGCGUAUUUGUCCGCGGGAUAAUGGGAUCGACGAGCGGAAGUUGGUAAGCUUUGGACUGCAGCACUGCUUGAUUCGGUGUAUUAAUAAGUAUCCGAUUUUUACCGGUUCGUAUCCGAAUGCGAGACACAAACUGUACACCGGGUUGAAUAGUUUGGAUGAGAUUUGCUGUAAGACGGGGUUGUCACCGAGGCGGAUCGAGGAGGAUAUCGAUGUGGACUCGAAUGUUACCGUUAUUUGGAAGUGAUUGAUUGGGCGGUUAAGUAGAAUUUUAUGAAGUAUGCUGAACUUGAAUGAUUACG